This is a messenger RNA of Pyricularia pennisetigena, 762 nucleotides long. RefSeq lists its product as uncharacterized. Gene Ontology annotation, molecular function: nucleotidyltransferase activity. The transcript has a single exon. NCBI's taxonomy places the organism in Eukaryota, Fungi, Ascomycota, Sordariomycetes, Magnaporthales, Pyriculariaceae. Bases 1 to 762 code for a protein of 253 amino acids. The record is from RefSeq and is a predicted model, not a curated record.
AUGAGACCUCUACUCCUCGCUGGUGGCAAGUCGACUCGGAUGGGCUCGCCAAAGCACCUCCUUUCCCUUCCCGAUGGCCAGCCGCUGUACCUGCGUCUUGCUAAGACUCUGCAUGCCGCUUGUCCAGGUUCAGUCCCUGUGGUCGUCUCCCUUGCCCACGAUUCAAUAUUGGACCAGACAUUGCGCAAUGCAACGGAACAAGGUGGCUGUAUGCUCGCUCCUGAGGGUUGGCAGCCAUCCGACGGACUUUCUACUCCAAACAAACAACAUUUACCAAUCCUGAAGGUGCUCAUAGAUGAGGGUGAAGGCACUAGGCUAGAGUCCGCAGGCCCUGCGGCCGGACUCUUGGCAGCUCACCGAGCAUAUCCCAGCGCCACUUGGCUCGUGCUGGCCUGUGACUUUCCCUUUUGCACCACCGAGAUAUUGCAUCAACUCCAGUCUGAAUAUCAAUCUCCAGUCACUUGCUUCCGCAAUGACGAGGGUUUUAUCGAGCCGCUUCUCGCCAUAUGGAGCCCAGACGCUCUGCGGCGACUCGAGGAUAACACAGCGAAUGGCAACUCAAGUCCAAGUGCAGUAGUGCGUCAGUUGGGUGGAUUAGUGCUUGCACCGCCACGGCAGACAGAGUGUAAAAAGGAUGAAGAUCCUGAAUUUAAUGAUGGCCUUGAGAGAUUAUCGCCUCUCUUCAACGUCAACACGAAGGAAGAAUGGGGAGCCGUCUUAAGAGUUAAGCGCUGCAAUGACGGGAUCUUAUCUACCGCCUGA